AUGUCAAAGCGAUUUUAUUUCUUUAAAAAAGUGGUGCAGGGUGGGUUGGGAAAUGAUACAUUUUUUACAUUAUGGGAACUUGUAGAGUCCUGGACUUCUCAAAAUAAUUGGAUGGCAAUCUUCUUUAUAAUUUUCCUGGGAAUUAUUUUUGAGAUCAUACUCCUAAAGAUUUGUACGUCCUUUCAGAAGAAGCCUGCACUUCCUUCAGAAAAGGAUAAGUCAGAGGUCCACAAAAAAGAAGACAAUGAAAGUUGUCUGAAAAGCAUGAAAUUUGAUAAUUGGUCAGCUCUUUCAUCCUCAGAAGCAAGAGUUGAUGACUUUUCAGAGAGAACAAUUGCUUCAUCAAUUACAUCUGAAAGAAAUGAAGAGUACUUUGAAGACAGCAUUCCACCACCAGAUGAACCACCACGGGCAAGUACCAGUGAAAGUAGAUUUCGAGUAAGUCACUUCAGUGAAAGUCAUAUGACAUCUUCAAAUGGGACUAGCUCAUCAUCUUUGUCACUAUUUCAUUCGGAAGUACAGGAAAUUUUGCUAAGUUGUAGUGGGUGUCCUAAAAAUGAACAUGAAACAAUACAAUUUUCAUCAAAGAAAUUAUUUUCCAUAAUGAAAAGUAACAAAAAUAAAAAUAGGACGUUUUCUUCUGACUUUAACUUUUCAAGAACUUCGAGAAUCAUUAUAGAAAGUGAAGAUAUAGAUGUGGCACCAUGCCCUCCUGCCCAUCUGUUUCUUACUAGAGACCAAGUCAGACUUCUGGAAGAAAAUGUGAGAAAUCAAAGCCCUUCAAAAUCCAAAGCCACAUUAGAGAAUAAAAUUACCUCUCUGUGCUCAAUCUCUCUAGAGCCCUUGAUCCAGAAUCAACAUUCUGCUACAAUGGACAUUUCUCCCCAAGCACAAGCUUCUUUUUCCAGACAAAAGGCUCCUCAGAGUCAAGGAUUUUCCAAAGCCCAAUUUACUGGUGAAGCCCACCAAUUGUUUAACAGUCAGGCAUCAGUCAGCAGGCAGCCUGAGAGAGAGGCCAGACACUCUGCUCCGCCUCGAGAUCUGCCUCUUUCCAGCAGCACCCAAGACGCCUUCCAGACCCUAGACACGGAUAGGAGCCAACGCCUGGUCCAAGUUCCACAGUCUGCUGAGACUCAAGAGUCAGUCAAGGGCCUAGGGCCUGACACAAAACACUCAGACGAGGCCCAGGAUUCUGUCUGGUCUGAAGAUUCAAACAAGAUUAAAUAUUCCACCCCAGGGCAAGACACUGUUUUAAAGGAUGCCAGACACCUAGUUUUACCUCCGAGCCCAACUUCAGUUGCUAAAGUGAUGCCACAACUAGAGCAUGUUAAGACUGAGGGCCAGAAACAAAUUGCUUUCUCAACAUUAAACCAGUCUCCUGCAUAUGGCUCACUGCCUCUCAUGACCAGGCAGAAAAACAGAAGAGAAAGGUCACGCAGUAAAAGUGAACUUAGCCUUAAAGAUCCGCCUCAGAAGUCAAAGAAAACACCGGCUUCACAGGUAUUUCAGACCACAGCCUGUCACACUGCAGAGUGCAGGCAGUUAAGAUAUGAGCAUAAAACUAAGAAGAUAGAGUUACAUCAAAGAAAAGGUGUAUCAGGUAUAGCGUUGCAUUUUACAUAUGCUUUCAAGCUUGUCCCUCCUUAUAUUAGGAAGUAUUCCAGGAAAAGACAAGCGAAAUUCACUCCAGGUUUAACAGAAUGUAAAGAUUUUCUGUCAAAACCAGAUCAGUCACUAUGUGCAGAGAAAGUUAAUUACGUAGGGUCUGUUGAGGAAAAAGGAACCACGGGGAGUACUGAAAGUGAAGAGCAGCAUGGCAGAAACAAUAAAGAGCUGGAAAACAUUUCACAAGAAGUUCCAUCUCAGCUAGAACAGUCUUUCAUGGUCAAUACUUAUCCACAAAAAGUACCUUGUCCUCCAUUAAUAGAAACAAACUGGACGAAUAAAGAGUCUCUUGAAGAUCCAAAGGAAAUGGAUAUGGCAGAGUCGUGUGCCCCAAAUAGCAAAACAACAUCUGACCUGCCUGUUGCCAGGCAAGAGACACCUUUAGAAGAAGCCAUAUCAGAACCUUUGAAGAAGGUUUCCUCUCCCCAGAUGAAGUCGGACAGAAACAUGAAAACAUGGGAGGACCUACAAGGUACAGAGGAUUCAAAUCCUGACCUUUCAAGCAGAGAGGAGUUACCAACGAGUGUAUCAGAAAUGCAAAGGUGCGUCUCACAGGGGAACACAGACAGGAAAGAUCUUGAAAUUGUUCUGGAGUCUUCCGACGUCAACUUGUUUGUUUCCCUAGGAGCCAAAAAGCAUAAAAGCAGUGGACAACCAGCAGGUGUAGAAAUUCAGGAGAGGCCAGAAGAUGUGACUGAGAAGGAAAAGAAAGCAUUAAGAGUUCACGUGAUGGAAGAAGAUGACAUAAGUGGAAGUGAGGAACUCGAAAGCAGCGCUAGCAGCACCAUGAGCAAUAUGCAAGAUGAAAGAGCAUCUGCUAUGUUUCACGAAGCCACUCAUACUGCCCUUUCUUUACCACCUCGGCUGAAAAUGCAGAGUGGAUUAAAAACCAAGAUGGAUACCUCAGAAAUAAAGUUUAGUUUUUCAGCAGUAAAGCCAGGCGAAUUACCAGAUGACAGGGAAAUGUAUUUUUCCUUUGAGAAGAACUGUCUAGUUAAAAAACCACAAGAAGACGACAGAGAGGAAGAACAACAGGCUCCACAAGAAGCAGCUUCGCAACUAACGCCAGGUUUCAGGUUCAGCCUACAACUACAGCAGAAGCCCACGUAUGUCAAACUGGAACUAGGACAGAGUAGUUCAAAAGGUCGAACCACUCAAAAUAAAGAGCUCGACGUACACCCACAAACCGUCUCUACAGAGACAACUGUGGGGACUAGCCGAUGCCCCACGAUGGAUCCACUUCAAGGUGAGGUGAAGCAAAGCACAGACAGACCUACAGGCAGGGAAACUGCAGACCCAGUGCAUCCUCUCACCAUGUUAGAGAGCUUGCCAGUUUUAACUGAAUCAACAGAAUGUCAUGUCCCCUUGGGUGGAAGCCCUGAGAAGUCCCUGGAUGCUCAGAUUGCAGAAGAAAAGCAGGACUUAGAAGGGGUUUUACCUGAAGUUGCCCUGGGGUCUUUCCAUAGGCAUAUGCCUCCUUUAUCAAAUUUGAAAAGGAAGAAAAUCAGAAAAAAAAUAAUAGGAACCACAAAUGUACUCAGUUUAAAAUGUGUAAUUAUGAAAGUAAAGAAGCCACCAAAAUGUCACAGAAGAAGAUUAAGAAGCAAUUUCAAAGUCAUGAUUAAACACAUACUGCAAGACAAAACCACGGCAGGUACACUUCUGAAUGUUAUUGGCCCUCAUCUGUCUAUCUUGCCCCAUGUUAGAAUGCACAGCAGAUUAAAUGUAGGGAAUCACAGUCACACCAAGCUAAAACAAGAGACAUCAGAAGCUGAAAGAGAGGACGACUAUUCAGCUAUCACUAAUAAAGGAAGCGACUCUGGAAACACACUAGAAGCAGCUCGGUUGCAGGGGCACGUAAGCGGGGACCAGGAAGCUUCACCAGAAGCAGUCCUUGAGGAUCGGUGGAAUCGCAGAUUGAAUGAAGAUCCAGAGAAAGAGCUUAAAUCCAUGAAAGAAAUGCAACAACUAAUGACAUUUGCAGAAAUCAUGGCAGAGUCUAUUCUCAUGGCCACAACAGGUUCCGUUCAUGUUGAGAAUAUGGAGAAAAGCCUGACAGCCCCCGCAGAUUUAAGAUGCACUGCAGAUGAUUCUGAGAUGUCUCCUCCCACAUCAGAAAAAUCACUGAUUAGAGACCCUUUAAAUCACACAAGAGAAAGUGAUGUCCCAGAUGAUGGAAGUGAUACCAGGGAAACAGGUUACUGUUUUGCAGAAAUGAAGGCGGAACGACCCAAAGAUUUACCAGCAGUUUUCCCAAAGACUUUUAAUUGCCACAUGCCUAUCUUAUCUCACUCUAAAGUGAAGAAAACUAGAGUAAGAUCUUCACGCAUAGAAUGUAGAGUGAACUCCAAGUCCGUACCUAUGAAGACUUUGAAGCCAUCCAUUUCACAAAUGUGUAAUAUCACAGGUCAUCAAAGAAAGAAACUGAAAUCUGAGCUUAAGGCCAAGUUUGAAAAGAUCAGCCAAGCUAAUGGACUGGAAUAUGAAUAUCUAAACACCCUUUACUCUCCUGUGCAUAGCAGGUUACAAGGAGAGACAAAGAGCUUCUGCCAUGUUCAGGCAAAGCUCCGGGGUCUAGCCAUUGAAGAGAGACCACUGUAUGUUGAUCUUUUUGAUGAGAGUAAUGCACUCUGUGAUAGAGAAGAAAAAGUACAAGAUACAGAGGAAAAGGAACAAAAGACUUUGCAAAUAACGGCUCCGCAACAUACCCAGUACCUCUGGAUCAAUGGAUGUCGAGGAAAGGAGACUCACCUUGCCAAACCAGAUGCAGGCCUGCACCAUUUAACACAGGAGCAAGAUACACAGCACCAAACAUGCUUUAAACGAGCUGCUCUGCAGACUGAUGUCCAGAUGGGUCCUCAAGAAGCUGAGGAACUCCUGAAGACCAACAAACCAGAAGAUGACCUAACAGCUCCUGCGGGUCUGGAGGUUCUACCUCCCGAGGCAGGGAACUUAUCACCUGUGAAACUUUUGAACAUUCCAACAGAGUGUGGCGUAGCCUCUGGUGGAAACCUUACAAGGGAACUAGGUUCUUAUUCUGUGGAUAAAAAUUCAGAGGUACCAGAAAGUUUGCAAGUGACCUUCUUGCAAUCUUCUGAUUCCGUUGACACCUUCGUUUCUAAAUCUCAAAGAAAGAAAAACACACUAAAAUUAGCAAGAAAGCAAAUAACGGUUAGUCGUAGAUACAGAGCUAUGAGAGAACAGAUCCCAUCCAUUCUGCGUAUGCUCCCUGGCAGGCAGGGAGAGGCAUUGCAAUGCAAUUUUAAAAUGAAGAAUUUACAGAAAAAUAAAAACACAGGAGAUGUGUGUUCACCUGUCAUUCUCUCCAGGGUGCCUGUUUUGCCAAACACCAAAAUGAGCAUCAGAUUAAAUGUGGAGAGAGACACACAAAGGAUAACAAGACUUGAUCAUACACAGAUGCAAGAGAAAUCACCCAAUGAAAGAAAAGUAUGUUGCCCAGCUUCUAUCAAUAUGAGCAGUUUAUCUAACAGUGUGAAAGACAGGAAGGAGGGGGCAGGGGAACAAGAUUUACCAAUUCCAGAGAGUGGCCAAGGCUUCAUAUUCAGUACAUAUCAGGAGCAGGAUCAUGACCUUAUCAAAUCAGAUGAAGGGCUGAAACGAACAGGAAGUAUAAAUAUCCAGAUACAACCACAAACACAUUUUGCAGAGAGUAUUUUGAGCUCUGCUUCAUGCCCAACACUAGAUCCAUUUCAACUGAAAAAGCUAGAGAGCGAUGCUAGGUUUUUUCCUCCAAUGUCAGGAGAAGCAAAGUUUGAUGAAAAAAUAUUUUCUGCAAGAGAAGGUGGUGUCCCAUCUGAGGCAAACCAUCAAAAGGAACAAGCUGGUGGUACUGAAAAGGAAGAGAAAAUGACUUUAGCUUUCUGCAUGGCUGCUUUAUCUCUAUCUAAAGGCAAGAGAAACUUCAAACAAUAUUCAGACAUGAAAAUCUUGAUGAAUCCCAAAUGUAGAAUUUUAAAAGCAAAAAAACCACCCAUUUCAUACAUGCUCAAUAUCAAGGGUGGUGCUAGACGAAAUCGUAGGAAAAAAUUGGGAUAUAACUUGACCACCAAAAUGGGACACGUGGGUCAGGGUACAAAAAUUGCAGACAGCAGGGACUCCCUCCUGAACAUCAUCCCUGCCAUUAAUAGGUAUAGUGACCGAGAAGGGGAAGAAGACAUGUUAGGAGAAAAAAGACUCAGUUCUGAACAGGUAAAGCAAAAUAUAUCCCCACACAAAGGGAAUGUGACUCCAGAUGACCCCAAAGAAGGUGAUCUUCAAGAUGAAGAAAGUGAACAGAAGAUGUUAUUAAAAGUAAUUCCACAGUACAGCCAACAUUUCAUACUCUGUUCAGACCAGACGAAGGAGCUUGAGCUUCACAAACCAGGAAACAAAGGAUGUGGGAAAACUCUAUUUGUUACCAAACAGGACAUCCCCCAGCACACACAGCCUGCAGAUCCAGUGCAGGCGACACAGCCGAAGAGAAGCCAGCAGACACAAAAUGGCACAGUGUGGUCAGCGAGUUCAAACUUUCCUCUUCUAAAGUUGAAGGAAUCACUAACCAGUCAAGUUGUAACUGAUACAGUGAAAUGUGGCAUCCCAAGUGAUGAGAGCCACAUGGGAGAACUGGAUGACCAUGGUAAAGAGGAAAAGUCAGAGUUUAAAAAAGAUCUACGAGCACCUGUCCCCGAGUCUUCAGCUACCGCCACACCUGAUCCCCCUGAACCUAAACAGGGGAGAAAGACAUUUACAUGUAGAGCCUUAAAAAGUAAAAUGAGUCCCAGGUGUGUUGUUAUGAAGGCAAGAAAGGCAACAAUGUCGCAGAUAUUUAACAUCCCUGGGAAUGGCUGUCUGAAAACUCUCCCUUCAAAAACCCUGCGAUCACAGAUCGUUGAGUUUUUGAUUGAGAUAAAAUAUGCCAGGGCGCUAGGAGAUGUGACUGCAGAAAGAAAGGAAGGAGGAGCCCGAGAGUUGCUGGCAACAAUGCUGGAGUUCUGGGAUGCAGCCACACUUGCUUUACCUGUCUCGAAAAGAGAGAGAAACCACUCAGAGCUUAGAGACAAGAGAAAUAAAAUGAGUCCCAAAUGUAUCACUUUGAAGGCAAAGAAGGCACCGAUUUCCAAGACAUUUAAUGUCACAAAACGUGGUGGGCCAAGCCGUGGUAGGCAACUUGAAGGCAAAUUCACAACCAUGAGGAAACAAGUUCAGUCAUUGGCAGCCACCAGGCUGAAUGCCACUUCCUCUUCUGUGUCGGUUUCACUGGACAGAAAGGUGCAUAACAGAAAGAAAGCAGAGAUGGACGUGCCGGGGAAGACGAGGUUCCAUCCCGAGCUACAGCAGCAAGGACACUGGCCAGAUGGUGGGAAAGCCUGGUGUCCCUAUCCUAGGGCCAAGAGGGGAAACGUCAGGAAGGAACCUCAAGGCCACAGUGGAGAAGCAGCGCCUCGGAAUUUCCAGCACCUCACUUUCCAUGCUCAUCAUAUGAAGGAGCCUCACUUUGUGAAAUCAGACCUCAAACAGAAGUAUUCAGCAAGGGGGAAAAUCCCAGAAUCACUAACCAUAGCGGAGGAGCUGCAACAACACACGUUUUUCACACAAAGUGUCUUGCGUUCUGUGUCUUCCUCUAUUUUGAAUUCACUUCCAUCUGAGAAGGCACCAAAAAGCACAAAAACACAGAGGUCAAGGAUUUUUUCUCCAGUGACAGAGAAGUUACUCGGUGAAUCUUUAGCUGUUAAAGUACCAAGUGACGUCCUGUCUGAAACAGACCCAACAAAGGAACCUGCUAGUUCUAGUCCAGAGGGAAAGAAAGAAUUACAAGUGGAUUUACAAGGGAGAGCGCUACAGUCUCUCUGUAUCUCCAGGCCGGAUUCAUCUGAAAUUAAAGGGUUGAGAAAUGUAGCAUUGAUCCCUACAUCUCAAACUGGGGAAGCCCAGGUGGCAUCAGUUUUGAAGACAACUAAUACCGCUAGUCCCAGUGCCCCCAGCCGUGGAAAGGAACUGGUCUACACCUUUGAUAACAUGGCCAAAGAGUUAUCUCAGAGUAUGUCAAAUACAUUUACAAAUACUUCUUUUUCACCUACACCUGUUUCACCUGCCACCAAAACACAUAAAAAACUGGAAGCCAAGAAAGACCCAGUCAAAGUCAGUAUUAUACAGCUAAAACCAGAGGACAGGAAAAGACUGUGUAAAAGAUGGAGUGCCUUGGGCACCACAUCUGAGUCAAGAUGGCAAAAUGAAAGAGAGGGCAAGGAAUUUGUAUUCAAAACAGGUCUACAAUUCCUGAGUAGGACAGAAAAUUUACUAACAAUAUCCACAACAUCUGUUUUGUCUGAAUCUAGACGGCAGAAAAAAGAAGUAAAAUUUCCAGAAAGGAAAGAUCUUACGGGUCCCAGAUGUAUAAUGAAGGCAAAGAGGCCUCUUUUUUCACAGGUGCUUAAUAUCACUGAGCAUGGUCAUCAGUACUGUAAAAAGAAACAGGAAUGUUAUUUAAAGUCUGUGAUAAAAGACAGGCAACAACAUGAAAGUAUAGCUGAUACAUUUUCAUCUCUCACACCUGUUUCAACAGAUAAUAAGAUAGAUAUUGAAAUUGAUAGCACACCCACAACAGGGACAGAUCAACCAAGAGAGACAAGGUGUAACACCAAGAAGCAGAAGCCGGGGUUCCAGAAAGAUAAAACUGAGGUAGAAUUCUCUCUGAAAACUAUUUGUGACUCUGGGUCUAUUCCACCUAAAAUUCAAGAGUUAAUGGAAGCAGAAAGGGAGAAAGGCAAGCCACCGAGGCCGAAGAAAUCGCUGAACACAAGACAAAUAGCAUUUUCACAGUCCCUUGCUAAAAGUGCCAAAUCCAGAAAUAAGAAAACCCUGAGACAAGGUAUCAGAGAGCAAGAAGAAAAUUGCCAAAUCUCUUCCCCAGACAUCUUCCCACAGUGUAGAUAUCGAUUCAUGCUGAGACAGCAACUGAAGAAGAGCCCUACCCAUGUCAAAUACACAGUAAAUUUGAAAAGAGAAGUACAUCCCGAUCAACCUUCACCAAAGAGAGAGAGCUGCUCCACUAUGUGUGACAUCUCAAGAGUUAGAUUACACACAAAACACCAACACCUCACCGCCCCAGGAGUAAGGGGGGGAGACAGAGACGAGGCCCAACCUCCAAUGUCAGCUCCACAGAGGACGGAAGUAGCUGAGAAAACAGAUGUUUCUUUAGGUUCGAAAAGACAGAACAGGUGUCUUCCAGAGUCAGAUGCUUCUCAAGAGAAGACUUGCAAGGAACAGGAUCUGCUGAAAGAAGGAAGUAAUUCAAGGACACUGGUGGAGCCUACUUUGUACUCCAUUACAGAAACCCCUCAUUUGGAAAAUACCAUUCCAAAUCAUCUGGGAAGAGAUGGCUUAAGAGAAACUGAUACCUUCCAAGGUUCAAAAGGACAGACGUUUCUCUGUGCAAACGCAGAAGUCCGGCAAUAUACACCUGCAGUGGAGAUCAGAGAUGUGAAACCAGAUCCCAUUCCGGAACGUCUCCUGGAUUCAGCAUCUUGCCCCAGUAGGGAACUUAUUCAUGUGAGAGAGGCAGGAAAUGCAACAGGGAAAGAAAGUGUUAGCUUCCCUGUUGUUUCAGGCAUCAAUCUAUGGGAAACCGAGAUGCCAAAGUUAACAAACCUUCUAUUAACAUCAAAUGAACAGAAAAUAAACUGUUCCGAGAAAGGAAGGACAGAGCAGCAAAACAGUUCUAACCAGAGGAAGGGAAAUCUUCUGGAAUUCAUUUCCUCUUGCAUACUGCAUCAACUCCAUAUUGAAAGGCGAAAGAAAGAAGUCUCAGCCAAAGGAAUGAGUUCAGCAGUUUUGAGUCCAGUGGUCCAGAAAGCAUCAAAUGCAGUAGAUAUUCCAGUGGAUCAACCUCCGUGCUCAGGAAGAAAAGAACAUCAACAGGAAAGUACAUGCAAGGCUCUCCCAACAUCUCUUUCUCAUUCUAUGAUGGAUAUAUUUCAGAUUAAAUUGCCAGGGGUAAUGAAAGCAGCAAAGGAAGUAGAUAGUCCAAGACACCACAAUUCAAAUACAGAAGGAAUUGGCUUGCCUGUUGCAGAAUCAGAAGAGCAACCAGAGUGGAUGUCUGAGACCCUUCAAAAGUCCACAUCUCACUCCCAGACAGGUCUCCACCAAACUAAUAUCUCAGUGCAAGAGGUAAAGUUUGAUGACACAAGUAAGAUGCAUUCUGAAUAUUCAACUCCACAGGCUAAGGAAGCAUUAAAAGGAAUGGAUGUUAUUGUUGGAUAUACACAGAAAAGUGAAAAAGGACAAAAUUUACCCAGCGUGGAGCAAAAGCAGCAGCACCUACUGAUUCCCUCUGAGAAUUUUCCCUCCCUGAGAAUUCCCUCUGAGUUUACAUCUUACCCUCAAAACAAUCCCUGGCUCCUGCCACAUUUAACGCCUCAGACGAAGGAAGCAUUAUCAGAAGUAGGUAAUGUGUUCAUCAGGACAAAAGGAUUAGACUUGAUUUCUAAAGAACAACUAAACACUCAACGUGAGUGUGGCCUGGAAUGGACUGUACCCUCAGCUCCUCCAACGCAAAUGACAAGACAAAAUACAAGGCCACCUUUAGAAUCAUCCAGUGAAACUGCAAAAUAUCAGAAUGUCUCAUUGCUAAAAGGAAAGAAAUUAUCAGAUGGGGAGCAGGUAAUUGAUUCAAUAACAAAUGUUAGCUCCCUUAAGCUAAGUGUUAGAAAGAAGGUGCACUUAUGUAAAGCAUGUCGAAAAAAAGUACAAAAAGAGCUGUGUCUUCCUGGAUUUUUUUCACAUUCUCUUUCUAUCCAUAUGCCUCCUUUGCCUGAAAAUAAAACACAGAAGAAUGACCUAAAACAAGGAGUUGAGAAAGACAUAGUACAUACCCAAAGGACUUUGGAGAAAUUGAUAUUUUCCAACAUAUUUAAUACCACUGACUAUGGUGGCCCAGGCAACAGACCAGAACUGCAGAGGAAGAUAAAAGAGGAAGUGAUAAAUAGGAAACACAGAAAGGUUAAACCUGAUUUGGUUGUAACAGAUGUAUAUGAGUCCAUCCCUUCUCUCAAACUGAAUAUAAAGACAGCUGAUGAGAUUAUCUCAAAUAAUUUAAAACGAAUUAAACAACUUAUAUCGCAGAGAAAGACUAGAAUAAAAGGAGCCAAUGUGAAAGGAACAAUGGAUCCCAACAUUACCUUGAAGGCAAAGAAACCAUCACGAUCACACAUGCUCAGUGAAAAGGAAUUGUCAGGGCAGUUGAACAUUGUAAAAGAAGAGAGCGAGGGGCAGAUAGGCAAAGGUACAUCAGGUGUGAAACUGACAAACCUGUUUGCUUCUGUACCAUCUCUGUCACCUCUUGAUUUGAAUUCAAGAACGAAAGGAGGAAGAGAUAUGUCAAGAAUAGCACAGAACUGCCUUCCACCACUAAAGCUCCAGGCAACAUCAAAUAUCAGGAAAGCAUCAUUUGCAGAGUCAAUUAAUAGAGAGAGUUUAAGCAACAUAAUAGGAUCAAAACAUUUCUCACAGAAAAAGAGGGAAGAUGAAGACAAUACAGUGUAUGUGAAAGAUAAAAGAGGCUGCAAAAGGGCCACUUUUAAAAGAAAGAAAAAACUUUUUAAACACACACCGCAUGGAAAUGAACUUCAGUGGAACAAUAAAGAGCAAGAGAAAAUGAUGCAGGAAGAUGAAAGUGAUGGAAAUGUAGUUCUGAAUAAGCCUCAUGCCUCCAUUCCAUCUUCUUCUCACCUGGAGCAGGGUCCUAUAGUAAAAGAAGCGGCAUCACAAACAGUAUCAUGGUUCUGCCCUCCAUCACUGACCCUCCAGGAACUGUCAGAUGCAGUGAUAACAUGUAAGGAGCCAGCUGAUGAUAAUUUAAGCAAUAUAGCAAGAUCAAAACAUAUGUCACAGAAAAACAAAAACAAAGUGGACCUGGCUUUGAAAGAGAUAAGGCAUCCCCAAAGAAUGCCUCUGGAGGUGAACCAGUCUCCAGUUGCCCAGGAAUUGCAGUUGAACACCAAAGAAAAAGAGGAAAAGAUAAAGCAAGAUAAAGGUAAACAGGUUGGGAUUCAGAGACAGUCUUGUGUGUCCAUCUCUUCUCCACCUUACUCUGAAGUGGACACGAGAAGGGAAGGAGAAGCAGUCAUGCUAAGAAAAACAAAAUCCUGUUUUCUACAACCCAAACUCCAGGAGUCAUCAGAUAUGGGAAACAUAGCAUAUGAAAAGUCUGUUUCUGGUGAUAUCUCAAACAGUGUAAAAAAAGCUGAAGAACAUGCAAUACAGGAAGAAGAGGAAGGAAUUAACAUGGAAAAAGUCCUCCUUUUGAAGAAAAAGAAUUCACCACUUUCACAGGAAGUCCAGUUGGAUGUGGAAGAGCAAAAGAAAAAGAUACAAAGAAUUCAAGGUGAACCAAGUGUGAUUUUGAUCUGUACUUCCAGACCUGCCACUUCUUUUAACUCGAAUACAGGGAUGAUAGGAGCAGAUGACAGAGCUAAAGUAACAAGAUAUUCUUGUUCAGGACUACCCCACCAGAUAUCAGAUGCAGUGAAAAAAGCAAAUCGAGAGUCAACUGAGAGAGGUAUCAUAAGUGAUGUACAAGCAGCAAAUGAAUUUAUACCCCAGAAAGGAAAGGAUCAAGGAGAAACAGCCAAUAUGAAUUAUAUGAAGUACUCCAAAGAGACAAGUUCCAAAGCAAAGGAGUUCCCACUUCCACACGUUUCCAGUAGCCCUGGGAGCCACAGCCCCCAGGCUAGAGAUGAACCAGCAAACAGAAGAGAAAACCUGGGACAUGCACAGGAAAAAAAGUGUGAACUAGAUGAAGUUCUGACAGGACUUUGUCUGCCUCAGUUUACAUUAAACAAAGGCGAGAAAGAGAAGCAAGGAGCUCUCACAUCCUGUCUUCCGCCGUUAUGGCGCAGGAAGUCAUUAGAUGCACAGGAGUUAAAAUAUACAGUGUCACCUCUGAGUGAGAUCUCAAGCGAUUCAAAAAGAACAAAAUACAUGACACAGGAAGAAAAGGAUAAAACAAAUGUUUUUGUGAGAGACCCAAUGCACCCCGACUCCUUAGCUUUGAAGGUAAGGCGAUCCCCGCUUUUCCAUAUGCUUGGCGCAAAGAAACUGCAGGUGAGCAUUAAGGAGCAAGUGAGAAGGAAGCAGAAAGGGAGAAGGGACACAGUUGUGAUUCUGAGCAAAAUCUGCCCUUUUGUCACUUCUUCAACGCAUCUUAAAUCUGACACAAUAAAAGAAGACAGAGGUGGUCCAGGAGUCCUAAGUCAUUCUGUGCCACAUCUCAAGAUCCAAGCCUCACGGCCUUCAGUACAGAGAGCACCUCCAAAGUCAACGGAUAGAAAGAAAGAAAAACAAUAUCUGCCACCAAAAGAAAGGGACAGAGCACACACAACAGUUGUGAGCGGCUCCGUGCAUGCCAGUGGCUCAGAUUUCAAGGCAAAGACAUCAUGCCCUCCUCAUGUGUUUGGUACUGCUGAGCACGAUGCUCUGAGCAGGAGAAAGGAAGCACAGCCAAGCAUGGAGGAGCGCACAGAACAGGGGCAGGGGAGAGCUGGGGACCCUGGUGUGACUCCAACAGAAACCCCUCCUGCCUUGCCUUCUGCAUCAGACCGCAGACUGGAUGCAGGAAUCAAAGAAGACAGACACCUGCCUGAAGUCACGGGGUUCUCUCCACCAUUUCAGCUCUUUGAGUCAUCAGGUGCAGGGAAAAUCAGAUAUGCAGAUUUCAGUCAAGGUAUUAGCUCGUGUAAUAUAACAGUAAGAGCUAACGGACGUGUGUCAUAUAAAGAGACAGAGAUCAGAGUAAAAAGAAGAGACGAGAAAGAUAGAACACAUCCCCAGAUCACAGCUGUGGAAGCCCACACAUCCCCACUUACACAUUUACUCAGUAGAAACAGACUGCCUUUGAAUGUCAAAGAGCAAGGGAAGGAAGUGCAGGAUGGCAGUGGAAUGGUUCUGAGGGAAACUCGUGCCUCCUUACCUUCUCCAUCUUACCUGAGACAGGACGCUAGCAGGAAUGAAAAGAAAGAUACAGAAAGAAUAACGCAAUCCUGUUUUCCACCGCUGAAGAUUUAUGAUCCACUCAAUCUAAACACAAAAGCAGAUGUUAAGUCAUUUGAUGGUCAUUUGUUAAAAAACAAAGCUAGACUCAAAACAGAUAAUGAAGACAGAGUGCUUCCAACAGCUGUGCAUCAGAAAGCAAAGGAAUUACCACUUUCACAUAGAUGUGAUGCCAAAGAAUCACAGUGCAAAAUUAAAAAGCAAAAGAAAAUGGUACAGAGAGAGGACAGUGAACUAGUUACAAGAUUGAAAAACAUCUGUACUUCUUUACUGACUCUACCAUAUCUUAAAUUUGAUAAACCAGAAGGAGAGAGGUACAUGAUAAGAAUCACAAAAUUGCCUCCCCCACAAGCAGAGUCCAAGGAAUCGUCACAAUAUGCUGACACCAGUGAGGGGGAUCUUUCAAAAGAUGUAAACAUAUUAAAAGAACACAUGCUUCAGAAAGAAGAGGAGAGAAAGGAAAAUGUGGCUAUGAAUAGUAGAGUGGACCCCCAUAACAUGGAUUUGAAAGCAAAGGAAUCACCUAUUGUACUUGCACACAAUCUAACUGACCUAUCUAUAAGAGAAGAGGGCAUGUCAAUGCUACCAAGAUCCUCUUUUCCCCCAGUAAACUUCCAGAAAUCAUCAAGUUCUGAGGAAGCGAUACAUGUAGAGUCAAUGGCGAGAGACACUGUCAUCAGUCCCUCCAGAGAGAAAUAUUUGCCCCGGAACAAGAAAGAGGACAGAGUAGAAAGAAGAAACUUUGUAUCUCCCAAACAUCAAGGAAAGGAGAUGCAGGAAAGUAAAGAUGAACCAGGUAUGGUUCUGACCAAACCUUCCACUCCAUCACCAUCUCUCCCUGCCCUCAAGUUGGAUAAAGAAGUACAAGUUGAUGAUGAAACGCUAGCACCACAUAGAAGGUCUGUUUUGGGGAGAAUAUCAAAGGCAGAGCAAAUGAUACAUACAUAUUCAACUAGUGGUGAUUCCAGGAAAGGUGUUCAAAAUGAGGAACAACCUAUUUCUGAGAAAGAAGAGAGGGACAGAGAAAAAUCAGUAGAUAGGAGAGGUGUGACACACACCAAAUAUAUAAUUUUGAAGUCCAAGAAAUCACCUUCUUCAUAUACACUCCACAGAUCAGAACUGUAUCUGAACCUCGGAGGGACAGGGCAAAAGAAACAGGAAACUCAAGGUAAACCACCUGGUAAGGUCGGAAGAAAUAUUUAUCUUGCCACACCUCCAACUAAGCCGAAACUGGAUAAAGGUACACAAGUAGAUGAAGGAAAGCUUGGAAUUGAAAAACCCUCUCUACUUCCACGAAUGAUUUCAGAAUUAUCAGAUGCAACGAAGAGAACGGAUACAAAGGGAAUUAGUGAUGAUGUAAUAAAAAGAAAACAAUGUAUGUCAGAGAAAGAAAAAAAGCUUGACGUGAAAAACGUAGAUAUGAGGCUACGGACCCAUCACAAAAAAUCAGCGAUUUCACCAAUUCCGGAUGUCUUUAGUACAAAGAAAUUUGUGUUGAAUGUUAUUCAAGAGCCAGGGGGAAAAGUACACAAAGAUAAAGAUGAACCAAGUAUGGUCCUGACAAGGACUUUUCUUUCUAUCCCUUCUGCACCUCUUUAUUUAGAUUUAGGGAGCAAAACAGACAAAGACACACUAGGAAUCACAGGAUCCUCUCAUCCACAGCAAAAUCUCCAGGAAACAUCAGAUACCCAGAAAACAGCAAUCACAGAAUCAGCUGCUGGUGAGAGGGAAAUUGUUAAAAACGCAGAACGCUCGGCGCCAGAAGAAACCAUGCAACAGUGGACGGCGAACUUUGUGCUCAGUGUACAGCAAAGGAGGGGACCUCUACAAGUCAAAUCUGAAGGAGGUGUAAGUCAGUUACUUUCAGAUUCGCAGCAGGAGGACUUUUACGUCACAGGGCAUGGUACUGUAAAAGGUGGGAAAAGGCUAGAAAGUUUCUUUGCAGGGUCAGAGGCUCAGCAGAAAAAAGACAAACCAGAAACUUUGGCUACAAUUCUUUCCUUCCCCAUGAUGGGUCUCACUAAAAUUGAAAGUCUGAAGAAAGAAACAGAAAUAAUGAAUGACCUAAGCCAUAAAAUAAGUCCUCACGUUCUAGUUUCACUGCCAAGGAAACUAUCCAAGGAAAUAUAUGCCACACUUGGCUCCCCUGUCAGUUCAGAAGGGUUUUCUGCUUCAAAGCAAGAUGUCCACCACCAAGAAGGAGCUUUAGCACAAGCAUCUCCAGCAUCUACAGAUCUAUGUAAACUUGAUAAGCCAGAAGAAGAUAGACAAAACAAUAGAAAAACAAGUGAAAUGUCCCCUCCCAAAGUGUUAGCACCACAGAUAAAGGAGCCCCUUGAGGAAGUGAAUAUCACAGAGUCAGAUGCACUCCAAAAUGCAGAUCAAGAAAUUGUCAUGAAAAAGCAAGUGGUGCUGCAGGCUGGGAGUGGACAAAAGACCAGAGUGGAUUCUAGUCUUUCUCUGAAAAUUCCACUUCAACAUGUAAAGCAAAGGACAUCAUUGGAAAUAGAUGUGCACAAGCAAACUACAGUGUGCCCUGGAAUACAAAUGCUACCAGGAAUACAAAUGGGCAUGACAGAGUUUGAUGCCCAAAGAGGGAAAAAGGAGCAGGCGUUGCUUGUUCCAGAUAAAGAGGCACACAAUCUAGAACUGCCUCAGAAGUCUGUUUCCUCCUGGGCUUCUCCACUCCAAUCUGGAGAUGUGGGGAGAAAAAGUGAGGCUGGCACUGGCUCCACUGGAAAUCUGAAGCAAAAAAAGUUAGAAGUGAAAGAAGGGAUAUUAAAAAUAGAUACGAACAUAGCUGUCCAUCUAGAAGAGGACAAAAUAGAAAUGUACAAACACACCACUGUUAAUCUGAAGGAAGAGACCAUAAAAAUGGACACAAGCAAUACAGUAAACCUGAACACCGCAUCUCUAAGGGCAGAGGAACCUCAAACUGAGACUCAGGUAAUCACUCCUAUGGCAAACAGGUGCCCAACUGAGCAAAACCAUAAAAAGGAACGAGAAGUGUCCUCUGCAAAACAUAACAUUCAACUACAAAAAAUGCCUCAGAAGCAUGCUCUGGAUUCAUUUUAUGCCUAUAUUCCUCUUUCUCCCAAAUUAGGAGGCCAGAAAGGCAGAUUAACAAUAGCAGACUUGAAAAGAGAAUUGAGCCCCAAAUAUUUAAAUAUGAAAAUCCAAAAGCAUCCAAUUCUACAGAUUCUAGGCAACACGGGACGAGGUACUCCAAGCAAUCGAAAGAAAUUAGAGUAUAACUUUAACAAAUCAAAGAAAAUAGAUUUGAGAAGAGGAGAUGCGUCAGAAAUAUUUAUCAGAAGUCUUUCUAUUUCCACAGUGAGUCCAUCUCAGACUAAAGAACCAGUAAAAUCUUGGACAAACCUAGAAAGUGUAAAGAGAACCUGUAUUUCAGAAUUCCAGAAGAACUCACCAAAUACUAGUGAAACUAUGAAGAGGAACAGUUCAAGCAUUGUAAAAGAAGGGAACCAGAAUUUUGCAAACACAGUUCCACAGGAUUCCCAGCCCUUCAUGGUAGACAAACAACAAAUGCACAAAGUUCCUAACAUCAAAUCAGAAGCAAACCUCAGCAGUGAAAUAAAUAAAAAUUUAGCUCCACAAACAAACAAAAGGGUUGUUCCAGAAAAAGGUAACUCAGGGAUCAUAAAAGAAGCUGACGUGCUUAUGACCAAACAAGAAAAGGCACCAAAACCCAUUGAAACACCUACAGGGUGUUUAAUCAUGUCUGAAGAUCCAAAGGAAUAUAGGAAUCAGAGUGAACCUGUACAGGACAUAGCCAUACAAAAGGUCCAGCGACAAGAAACUUCUCUAGGAACUGUGCCUAUUCAACCCCAAGUUAAAGGUAGUGAAAGAAAUACAGUGGGAUAUAGUCCAAGUGCAGGAAUUAUGAUUCCUCUUUGUGAAGCAAUUAAAAAUUUUCUUGAAUCCCAGAUAAAAAACAUGAUCCAAAACAGGUUUUUUCCUAAAAACCUUGAAAAAGUAAAAGACAAUAAACCUGAUGAUUGGAACUCACAGCUUUUCACAAGGGGUCUAAGUACACUAUCCAUGACAUUACAUCCUGAAUUGCAGCCAAAACCUAUUUUAGAAAAUUUUACUUGCAAAGAAAAAAUCAAGCUCAGGAAUCACUUAGAGUCAAAAGCACCUGAAAUAAGACUGAAUUUGAUACCAGAGGUGGUAAAACGAUCCUUCCAAAGGUUCAGCUUUUAUAAAAAAUUGGCUAUUUCAAAACAUAACAGUUGGAAGCUCUAUCCAAGACAUAAACAAAUGUUCUUUUCGCCUCUGGAAGGGAUUGAUACUGUAGAAUUUAACCUAAAACACAAAUACGAAAAAGACUCACCUCCUGCCAGUUGUAUGAAGUCACUGAUUGUUAAUGUUUCAAGAGGCAGUGAAGAGGCAGUGAACAUUACAAAGUUAAAGAGGAUGAAAGAGCUAGAAAGUGGAGUACCUUCACUGACUUCUGCUAGAGAGAAAACAUUGCCUCAUAUUCUCCAGAACUGCUCAGUAGGAGAAAAAAACAAACUCCUCAUACACUUUUCUAAGAAAACACUGGAGAUUCAAAUGAAAGCCUUCCCCAGAAUUGUAAGGGAAUCUUACACAAUGGCCAAUGCUCAGGAUAGAAGGAAACCUUUAUCUAAAUGUGUUCAUUCUGUGGUCAAAGUACCAAAACGAAAAAACAGAGUUUUGUUACUUUUUGAGGAAAACUCUCUACAUCAAAUAGAUCUUGAUUUACAAUACAAAUACUUUCGUUUUCUCCUGGGUUCUCCAGUUGCAUGGAUGUUCCCUAAGCCAACUGCAUUUCCCAAACAUACUCUUAAAUUACAGACAGUCGCAAUAUGUGAAAAAGGAGACAACAGUGGGGAAAGUGGCAGUCAUUCCAUUGAUACACAACCAUUAGAACAUAUCCCUUUCAAAAAACAAAGUUUCCAUGAAGACACAUCAUUAGUCAGAAAUUUCUUGGCACCUACCCAGGUGUGUGCCCUUGACCCUGAUCAACACAGCAUGGUGCAGAAAGAUACCAUGGCUCUUUCUAAGUUAAAAUCUCACGUGACUCCAGAAAAAGAUAAACAAUGUCAUGUAUGGUUUCAAGAAACAAAUACAUAUGAAUCUGUUGAUUUAAAGAUUCAGAAAAAGGCUCAGGAUGUAGGUGGUUCCCAUUCAAUUCAGAAUUCUGAAGAUUUUACUGACAGUCAGACAGAUAUCGAGAAUUCAGAUAACUUGGAGGAAUGCUCAGCUCAUGAUGUACAUGACAGUGAAGACUGUAUCUUUUUAGAUGCCACCCCUUAUUUAAGUCAGGAAGCAGAGAGUAUUCUAUUUGAAUUACAGAAAGGCAUACCUGUGGAAAAUCUCUACAAGAAAGUCAAAAUGGGUUUGAAACCACUUUACAGUGAAGAUGUGGGUUCCCAUCAUAUUAGAGGUCAUCGACAACAUUCCUCAAUUGUGACACCCCAUUCUUAUGAACCCCAUAAAAGCAGGACACACGGAAGCAGGAAACGUGGAUGGUCCUCCAAAAUGCAGCCUCCUGACCCGUGGUGUCACAGCUCCUUAAAUACCGUUGAGCUUCCAUCUGUAUCAUCUUCCAUUUCUUUCAAUGGGGAGAUGCUUUCACAGACUACAGUGAGCGGGAAUAAUUAUUCUUUAGUUCCCUUAACAGAAUCCAAUAUUAAAUUACAUCUUGCAAAAAGCCAAGGCAAACCUCACAGGCAUUCAGAAAGCAGAGAAAGAAGGAAGGCCAAAUUGGACUUCUUUAGAAAGAACAACAUGCCUUGGGAAUGUGAUGACAGUUAUACAAAGAGUAAACAGAAACACACAAGAAGGAAGAAUGUGAGGGAUUAUGAAUCAGAAAGACUGGAUUAUUUCCCAAGUAAAUACAAAUCAUCAGCAAAACCUCAUCAAGAGGAUAUCAGCUUCCAUUCUGAAAAAAAACAAAACCAGCCAUUUUUUUAUGCCUGUAUACCAGCAGACUCUCUGGAGAUUAUACCCCAAACCAUUCGCUGGACUGUUCCCCCCAAAACUGUAAGGAAGAGAAACUUCAGAGUUCCCCUGGUGGCCAAGAUUUCAACGUCUUACAGUAUAUGGAACUCAUCCAAAAAGUUGUUGGGAUCGCUGUUAGAGUCCUUUAGCUUACUUCAUUAA
This is a messenger RNA of Rangifer tarandus platyrhynchus (Svalbard reindeer), 19860 nucleotides long. The record is from the annotation of a GenBank genome assembly. Lineage: Eukaryota; Metazoa; Chordata; Mammalia; Artiodactyla; Cervidae.